Molecule: messenger RNA, 776 nt
Organism: Camellia sinensis
Lineage: Eukaryota; Viridiplantae; Streptophyta; Magnoliopsida; Ericales; Theaceae
Source: RefSeq, a predicted model, not a curated record
AGUCCUUGGCAAGGAAAUUUGAGAAAAAAACAGGAAGAAAACAUGGCCUCAAGCAGUUGAAGAAUAAAUACAUGAGUUUGAAAAAAGAGUGGCAAGCGUGGACACAGUUGAUGGAUUCAAGCAAAGGAGUGUCAGGGAUAGGGUUUGACUGUGACACCGGUAUGUUUCAGGCACCUGAGGAAUGGUGGGACAAGAUGGAAUCGAUAAACAAGGUGUGUGCCAAGUUUAGGAAAAAAACCUUGGAACAUCGUGACUUGAUGGAGACGGUCUUCAUGAGGGCAUCAGCUAUUGGUAAGCACCAUUGGACCCCGGGAGAGAAACUUCCUAAAGCUGCUGAUGACUCAUCUGAUUCUAAGCAUAGUUUGGGAGCCCAACCAUUUGUUGAUCCGAUACCCGUAGGAGUACAGGACGUGGAUUCAGAUUCUUCACUGGAGCAUGUUCCGAUUGAAAAGGGGAAAAGGAGAAAGACGCCAUCAACAAGUGUUUCAAAGUCGAAGAAGGCAACAAGUGGAACGUCAGUUAUUGCGGAAAGCAUGAACAAUCUAACAUAUGUGGUGCGUACGACGAAUCAGCAGGUUACGGUGAGGCACCUCACAGGCAACGAAUCGCUGUACACUAUUUCGGAGUGCAUGCAUCGCCUAACGAGUAUUCCAUCCCUGAUUGGUACGCCGCUAUUCCAUUUCGCCUCGACACUUAUGGAUAACGCAGAUUACCGGGAGGUGAUGAUGCGCCAGCCUGAUGAUGACCACAUCAUAGGGUGGCUUACACAAAAGUAG